Schistosoma bovis is the source of this 2855-nucleotide messenger RNA. Lineage: Eukaryota; Metazoa; Platyhelminthes; Trematoda; Strigeidida; Schistosomatidae. The record is from the annotation of a GenBank genome assembly.
CUAAAAUUAAUGACUAACACUACAAUGGCUAAGGCUUCAAUGAACCUUAGUAUACGCCCUUUUACACUUUUAUACAGCACUACAAAAGCUGAAUUUAGAUCAAUCUUGUGACCUGUUUCAAUUAUAUGUUUAGCAAUAGAGGAUGAUGGAUGUUUAUCCUCUGCUCUUAUCGGGUCACUCGAUUGUAUUUGUUUCUGAAGCCAUUUGGGUACAUGUUCACUCACCCUAAUGUUGAGAUCACGAUUACUCCUCCCUAUGUAUGUGUGACCACACACACAUUUAAAUUGGUAAACACAGUGGGAUGUGACGCAAUCGUUUCCAUGUACUUUAGGUUUUGAAUGAAGCAUGCACCUUGUUCUUUCUUUGAUGAUGACCUUUGCUGCGCAAUAGGUUUUAUUGAUGACUGAUUUAAGUCGUUGUUUCAGUAAAAGGCUAUUUGAAUCACCUCUGAAUGGUAAGGUGAUGUAGACAGGCUUUUUCUCUACCGAGGCUAUAGUAGGUCUCGCUGAACCAUGGACUGAGUACUUUAACCCCUACGUCUUCAAAUAAUCAAAGCUGGUGUAAAGCUAAACUAGUGGAUAUAGCACACCAAUUUCAUAGUGUUGGCCCGAAGCAGAGAAGCAUAUUAACUUCUCAGCAUUUUAAAUCAUUAAAAGAACUACGAUCAAACUCUGAUAUUGUCUUGUUAAAACCUGAUAAAGGAUCAGGCGUAGUUAUCAUGAAUAAAUGUGAAUAUAAAAGUAAGAUGUUAUCUAUCCUUAGUGAUGACAGUAAAUUUAUGCCUGAUGUUGAAUUUGGAGGUAUCAGCAAACUAGAAAGAAGAGUAAAUUCAAACCUAGAAAAAUUGCUUCUCAUGAAUAUUAUUAAUAAAGAGGAAUUUAACUUUCUAAAACCUAUGGGUUCCGAGUACCCUCAUUUAUAUGGACUGCCUAAAAUUCACAAACCUAACGUUCCUUUACGUCCAAUUCUAUCAAUGUGCAGAUCACCUACUCAUAAUCUGGCUAAAUGGUUAGCAAAGUUGUUGGAUCCUUUCCGAAGACAUCUAUGUAAGUAUUCUCUAAAGGAUUCUUUUGAACUGGUUGAUCAGUUAGAUGAUAUUAAUAUCAAGGAAAAGACAAUGUGUUCAUUUGAUGUAAAUUCCUUGUUUACAAAUGUACCUUUAAAAAAAACCAUUGAUAUAUUAUGUGAUUACAUAUCUGAAAACAAUUUUCAAUCACGUGUACCUGUAAAACUUCUUAAAGAUCUACUAUUACUAUGUACUGACAAAGUUCAGUUCACUUUUGAAGGUGAAUACUUUCGUCAGAUUGAUGGAGUUGCUAUGGGUAGUCCGCUAGGACCAUUACUAGCAGAUGUGUUCAUGGCACAUGUUGAAAAUCAGACUGAUGAAUUAAUCGGAAACAUGUCACUUUAUAAGAGAUAUGUGGACGAUAUCUUAGUUGUUUGUGAGAGAAAAGAGGAUAUGUACGGUUUAUUAAAUAAACUCAACACUCUCCAAAACCAUAUUAGUCUCUCAUGUGAAGAGGAGAAAAACGAUCAGCUUCCCUUCCUAGAUAUACUCCUGAGUAGACGAGAAGAUGGUUCAGUAAAGCGAUCUAUUUUUAGAAAACCAACGUGGACAGGUCAAUAUCUCAGUUAUUAUAGUUAUUGCCCUGUGCAAUACAAACGUGGUUUGAUAAGGUGUCUUUUCAACAGACUCGACCGUAUUUGUACCAAUGACGCCAUUGAUGAUGAUGUUAAGUUGUUAAAUAAAACGUUAAUAGAAAAUGGCUAUCCUCUGAAAUUCAUAAAUAGAUGGAAAGUCCAUGGUUCAGCGAGACCUACUAUAGCCUCGGUAGAGAAAAAGCCUGUCUACAUCACCUUACCAUUCAGAGGUGAUUCAAAUAGCCUUUUACUGAAACAACGACUUAAAUCAGUCAUCAAUAAAACCUAUUGCGCAGCAAAGGUCAUCAUCAAAGAAAGAACAAGGUGCAUGCUUCAUUCAAAACCUAAAGUACAUGGAAACGAUUGCGUCACAUCCCACUGUGUUUACCAAUUUAAAUGUGUGUGUGGUCACACAUACAUAGGGAGGAGUAAUCGUGAUCUCAACAUUAGGGUGAGUGAACAUGUACCCAAAUGGCUUCAGAAACAAAUACAAUCGAGUGACCCGAUAAGAGCAGAGGAUAAACAUCCAUCAUCCUCUAUUGCUAAACAUAUAAUUGAAACAGGUCACAAGAUUGAUCUAAAUUCAGCUUUUGUAGUGCUGUAUAAAAGUGUAAAAGGGCGUAUACUAAGGUUCAUUGAAGCCUUAGCCAUACGAAAAUUCAAACCCCCUUUAUGUGUUCAAAAACAGUUUGUUCUUACCUUAAACCUACCCUGGUAAUAUUGACUUAUUAUCCAGAGUGAUUAGGUUUCAAAUUGUGUUCACAUUAUUAUUAUUACUCUUAUCAUUAUCCUUAUCUCCUCUUACCCCGUUUCCUGUCUAGUUGACCUUUUAUUUUUAUAUAUAAAUGCUCUUAACAAGUAUAUGUGUGACCAGAUUGUUCGAAAUGUAUUGCGCUAAUAUAUCACAUAGUUCUGAUAAUCUUCGUCUUCUAAUAUCAUUAUCGAAAUUUAUCAAAGGGACUAAUUGUUUUAGAUAUAGUAAACCAAAGAGACCGGUCAAGUACAAAGGAAAGCCAAUCACUGAAAUUCAAGGACAGAAGAAAUCUUGAAUAGACCAGCUCCAUCGAAUCCACCGGACACCGAAGCAGCGCCUACAGACCUCCCUCUAGGUGUCACUACAUCAACGGUCGAAAAAUUCAGGAUGACCAUCAGACAAAUCAAGAGCGGAAAAGCAACAGGACCUGACAAUUUACCAGCUGAAGCACUGAAGUCAG